Messenger RNA from Homo sapiens (human), 1490 nucleotides. It is a transcript of the gene LYZ, whose product is annotated as lysozyme. NCBI's taxonomy places the organism in Eukaryota, Metazoa, Chordata, Mammalia, Primates, Hominidae. The record is from RefSeq and is marked reviewed. Gene Ontology annotation, cellular component: extracellular region. The transcript has 4 exons. Gene Ontology annotation, molecular function: lysozyme activity. Bases 29 to 475 code for a protein of 148 amino acids.
AGCCUAGCACUCUGACCUAGCAGUCAACAUGAAGGCUCUCAUUGUUCUGGGGCUUGUCCUCCUUUCUGUUACGGUCCAGGGCAAGGUCUUUGAAAGGUGUGAGUUGGCCAGAACUCUGAAAAGAUUGGGAAUGGAUGGCUACAGGGGAAUCAGCCUAGCAAACUGGAUGUGUUUGGCCAAAUGGGAGAGUGGUUACAACACACGAGCUACAAACUACAAUGCUGGAGACAGAAGCACUGAUUAUGGGAUAUUUCAGAUCAAUAGCCGCUACUGGUGUAAUGAUGGCAAAACCCCAGGAGCAGUUAAUGCCUGUCAUUUAUCCUGCAGUGCUUUGCUGCAAGAUAACAUCGCUGAUGCUGUAGCUUGUGCAAAGAGGGUUGUCCGUGAUCCACAAGGCAUUAGAGCAUGGGUGGCAUGGAGAAAUCGUUGUCAAAACAGAGAUGUCCGUCAGUAUGUUCAAGGUUGUGGAGUGUAACUCCAGAAUUUUCCUUCUUCAGCUCAUUUUGUCUCUCUCACAUUAAGGGAGUAGGAAUUAAGUGAAAGGUCACACUACCAUUAUUUCCCCUUCAAACAAAUAAUAUUUUUACAGAAGCAGGAGCAAAAUAUGGCCUUUCUUCUAAGAGAUAUAAUGUUCACUAAUGUGGUUAUUUUACAUUAAGCCUACAACAUUUUUCAGUUUGCAAAUAGAACUAAUACUGGUGAAAAUUUACCUAAAACCUUGGUUAUCAAAUACAUCUCCAGUACAUUCCGUUCUUUUUUUUUUUGAGACAGUCUCGCUCUGUCGCCCAGGCUGGAGUGCAGUGGCGCAAUCUCGGCUCACUGCAACCUCCACCUCCCGGGUUCACGCCAUUCUCCUGCCUCAGCCUCCCGAGUAGCUGGGAUUACGGGCGCCCGCCACCACGCCCGGCUAAUUUUUUGUAUUUUUAGUAGAGACAGGGUUUCACCGUGUUAGCCAGGAUGGUCUCGAUCUCCUGACCUUGUGAUCCACCCACCUCGGCCUCCCAAAGUGCUGGGAUUACAGGCGUGAGCCACUGCGCCCGGCCACAUUCAGUUCUUAUCAAAGAAAUAACCCAGACUUAAUCUUGAAUGAUACGAUUAUGCCCAAUAUUAAGUAAAAAAUAUAAGAAAAGGUUAUCUUAAAUAGAUCUUAGGCAAAAUACCAGCUGAUGAAGGCAUCUGAUGCCUUCAUCUGUUCAGUCAUCUCCAAAAACAGUAAAAAUAACCACUUUUUGUUGGGCAAUAUGAAAUUUUUAAAGGAGUAGAAUACCAAAUGAUAGAAACAGACUGCCUGAAUUGAGAAUUUUGAUUUCUUAAAGUGUGUUUCUUUCUAAAUUGCUGUUCCUUAAUUUGAUUAAUUUAAUUCAUGUAUUAUGAUUAAAUCUGAGGCAGAUGAGCUUACAAGUAUUGAAAUAAUUACUAAUUAAUCACAAAUGUGAAGUUAUGCAUGAUGUAAAAAAUACAAACAUUCUAAUUAAAGGCUUUGCAACACA